This is a messenger RNA of Scheffersomyces amazonensis, 984 nucleotides long. RefSeq names its product aldo/keto reductase. The transcript has a single exon. Bases 43 to 924 code for a protein of 293 amino acids. Gene Ontology annotation, molecular function: oxidoreductase activity. NCBI's taxonomy places the organism in Eukaryota, Fungi, Ascomycota, Pichiomycetes, Serinales, Debaryomycetaceae. The record is from RefSeq and is a predicted model, not a curated record.
AUAAAUUAAAUAAAUUAAAUAAAUUAAAUUUAUAGUUAUAAUAUGACUAAAUUAACUAAAAACACUACUGUAUUCACUUUAAAUAAUGGAGUUAAAAUCCCUGCCAUUGGUUUAGGUACUUGGCAAGCUAGUGAAAAGGGUGCUGCUCAUAAUGCUACUAAAGUUGCCAUUGAAAAUGGUUAUAGACAUAUUGAUACUGCUGCUGGUUAUCAAAAUGAAGGUGAAGUUGGUCAAGGUGUAAAAGAUUCAGGUGUACCAAGAGAUGAAGUAUUUAUUACAACUAAAUUAACUAAUGAAGAUCAUAAAAGAGUGGCUCAAGCUUUUGAAGAAUCUUUAAAGAAAUUAGAUGUUGAUUAUGUUGAUUUAUAUUUAGUUCAUUGGCCUGUUUCAACCGAUCCAGUCUCUAAAAAACCUUUUGAUGAUUGGGAUUUUGUUGAUACUUAUAAGGAAGUUCAAAAAAUUUAUAAAUCUGGUAAGGCUAAAUCAAUUGGAGUUUCAAAUUUUACAGUAAAGAAAUUAGAAAAAUUAUUAAGUGAUCCAGAAGUUGAUGUUAUUCCAGCUGUUAAUCAAAUUGAAGCUCAUCCAUUUUUAAUUCAACCAGAAUUAACUGAAUAUCUUAAAAAGAAAGGUAUCUUAAUUGAAGCUUAUUCUCCUUUAGGUUCAACUAAUGCUCCAUUAGUUAAAAAUGAAGUUGUUUCUAAAAUUGCUGAAAAGAAUGGUGUAACUCCAACAAGUGUAUUAAUUUCAUGGGCUAUUCAAAGAGGUACGGUUGUAUUACCAAAAUCUGUAACUGAUUCAAGAAUUAUUGCUAAUUUAGACACGUUUACUUUAACUACUGAAGAUUUUGAAGCUUUAAAUAAGAUUAAUGAAACUUUCGGAACUAAGAGAUUUGCUAACCCACCUUGGAACAAUUUUGAUGAUUAGUUUCUUUAACUAUAUAGUGAAAUAGUUCUUUAAUAGAAUAUAUGUUAGACUAUUCCUUUU